GGUCCUCGUUCAGUCGUGCGAGAAGCGAGGGUCGCGCAAGCUCGCGAGCCCUUCGUUGUAUUGUGAGCUUUCGCUUCUCGACAAGGACGGCUACCGGUGGUGUUGUCUUCGUUUUAUACUCUCUCUCUCUCUCUCUCUCCUAUUCUCUUCCUCUUCCUUUCUCUUUCUCUCUCACUCUCUCUCUCUCUCUUACUCUCUAUCUCUGUCCCUUAUUAAUUAUUUACUCUAAAAUUAUAGUGUGUAUUCGUGAAUCUUGUGAAGCGACGAAUGAUUUAAUCAAAAAAGAUUUUAAUCGAGUGAGAGAGAGAGAGAGAGAGAGAGAGGGGUGAAAAGGAAAGAGAGAAAGAGAGAGAGAGAGAGAGAGAGAGAGAGAGAGAGAGAAAAUAUAAAUAGUGAAAGAUAGAGAAAGAAAAGAAAAUAAGGAGAAGAGAGAAGGGAGACACAGAAAGGAUGGCGUCGAAGAGGAACGAGGAAACGAGGCCACGUCCUGCGUGUGCGAGGUAUUCGAGGUUAAAUGCAGACGGUGACGACGGGGCUGGCCAGUGAUUUUGGUGUUGUUAGCAGCUUCUGAUCGAAUCAGGCUCCGGCGGUCUGAUUGGAUUUGUGGUUGGGCCUGGAUUUGGCAUUAAGAAGGAUGGGUUGGGUCACCGGUCUCGGCGUCGCACUGGUCAUUGUCGUCGCCGCUGGUGCUGCUUUGGCUCUCUGUAGACGAUAUUGCAUCGGCUGGCAAUGGGGUACUAGAAAUAUUUGGAGUAUAUUUGAAGAAUGGCGACAGGCAUUAUCAUGGCUAUGGGCACCACGAGAAGAAAAGGUUGGUCUUGUAAAAGCUCAACAUCCAACAGCACAGACAAUACCAGGUUUAUAUCGGCAAACUGGUAAUCCUUCUCAACAAUUGCUGCACAGUGAUAGUGAUCUGAGGCUGGAUGCUCAAGGAGCCUUCACACGAUUCGAAGCUGUGGACAGAGAUCUUCACCCACCACUUGGUACUGGAACUAGCAGUACUAUACCACCUCAACCAUUAAGACCAGCACCACAACCAAGGCCAGCAUCACGUCCAAGACCAUCUCCUCUUCAAACCCCUAGCACAGUUGACUAUUUACGAAUGCAGGAGUCUGGUCCAGGUCCGCUGACACCACCGCCAUCCUUGCAAAGAACUAUUCCAUCAUCGAGAGCAACUGUAGCCUCGGUCUUCGUCUUCCAAAACGAACCGGUGAAGAAUUAUGGCUUUUUCAAGCCACCUAACGAUCAUUCGGCCUUCAGAUUCGAGGGCGAAGGAAACACAGGAAAGAUGUUGCCUGAGAAUAUUCAAAUGGCAGCUUACACGAUGCAAAAUCAUUCCGAUUCGAGAAUGGGAAGAUACGAGAUGGACGCGACCGAAGAGAGAAGAAACGACACUUACGACUCGAGGUGUAAUCCUUACAGACAAUUCGAGACGAGUAAUAGAUACAAUGUUCAUAAUACACCUAUCGCGGCUCUCGACGUUAAAGCUAACAAUGAAGAAAAUACCUAUCCAGGUUAUGACGUCGUUCAGAGAACUCAUCAGUUGAGACAACACGUCAGGAAUGACUCUAGAGGAUCACCAAGUAGUUUUGGUUUGACGAAUCAUUCCAACUCGACCAGUCAAACGAUCAUGGAGUCCAUUUAUGGACCUCAAACUCUCUGCAAGAUGCUUCAAAAUGCUCAGAACUUGGAGAACGAGUUGGACAGAAGAAACAACGAGGUCCAAAGCAUCGAGAUGACACCUUUCAGAAGUUCGACGCUUCAAGAUGACGUUGGCACGUCUUAUCUAUACCAUGAUAAUUCAUCCAACGCUGGUCUACAAAGAGUCUCUCAAUAUAUCCAAAGUCUACCUGAUCAUCCUGCCUUCGACACGAUCAAUGAUCACACGUCGAUCACGCAUCAAGAUCGGGAACAAAUACUUUAUGCCGAUGACAUGCAAGCUCAGAUCAACUCGUCUAAGGUUAGCAGCGAAUCAGCAUCGAGUCCUGUACCACCGCCACCCGCGCCACCUGAUCCUCCUACGGAUGUUCUCAAAAAGAAUGAACCCACAACAGGUGAAAGGAUCUUCAACGCACUUCGAUCAGUUACCUCGCAGAGCUACAUCGAUGCCUCGGAGUUUUACAAUUCCGUUCUAUCGUCAGCUCAACAAGUCCAACGAUUUACCUUCUCGAGAUCGCCAAGUAUGGUGAACGAGAAUACAGGAAGUCGUUUACAGAACGAGGUACGUGACAUAUACACUGAAACCGAUUCGGACGCCAUUGGCCUUGAUGCUUCCAGACGUAGUUCCGAUCUUUACAGCCCCGAGCUAAACUUGGAAGCUCAUAGAACUGCUCAGGAAGUAUAUUACAGCUUACAGGAUCCACCAUCCUCGCCUUUACUCUUGAAGGAUCAUAAUCAUGAAUCCUAUACGUUCAUGUCUGACCCAAGCUUCACUAGAACUUCCGAAGACAUCUUCAAUAGUUUAGAACAGAGAAGGAAGAGUAUGGAGAGAUUAAAUGGUAUCCACGAGUUUGUAGAACAUGAAACUUCCGAUACCUCAAGACGGCGAAAUAGUCAAGAACUUUAUGCAGCUUUGGAGGAAGUUCAACUCAAAAGAAGAUUAUCGCAGCAAAGUCUCGAAGAAAAUUACGUUACGAAUUACACGAUGAACGAGCACGGUGAAUCGAAUUCCGGAAGUCGUCGUGGUUCACAGGGACCUGAACCUGAACCUCCACCGGAUGAAUCUAAUUUAAAAAGAGCAAUAAGUUGCGAAAGUGUUUGUUCGGACACCAGUGUGGUAUUGAACGAUCUCGAGGAGGCACCUGUCGUGGGACUUGUUUGCGUUGGUCUAGAACACGAAAGAUGGGGCGGACGUGGUACCGAUGCUGAAGGUGAUUUAGCAGUCAGUGUCCUUGAAGCUAGAGAUCUCGUUGCGCCCGAUGGUCGACCUGCGCAAGACACCUUCGCAAGAGUAUGUCUAUUGCCUGAUAGACAAACCCACGUACAAACACGUUUGUACAGAGGUUCGCCAUCGCCGAGUUAUCAAGAAAAGUUUCUCUUUCCUUUGGACGGUGGUCCAGCUGGAAGAACACUCUUGGUCGAGGUGUUCUCCGACGAAUCGAGUCUCGGUGGUGGCGCCUCGCUUAUCGGUGAAGCUAGUUUAAGACUAGGUCCAGCGUUAAGACCACCUGCUACCACCUGGCUACCCUUAACAGGACCUGCCUUACCUACACCGCACUUGGGAGAGCUCAUGUUCUCUCUGAGCUACUUGCCAACUGCGGAAAGGCUAACUUUGGUCGUAGUAAAAGCUAGAAACUUGCGUGGUUCUAAUACUAUACCGGGUGAUUUCUUUGUCAAGGUUUACCUACUGCAACAAGGAAAAAAAAUGCACAAGAAAAAGACGUCUGUGAAAAAGGGAGAGAAGAGUCCCAUUUUCAACGAGGCGAUAAUAUUUAGUGUACCAGCUCACGCUCUACAGACAAUUCAAUUGAGACUGACAGUAGCAGAGGUACACAACGAGCAAACCACGACAAAUGCAAAAGCUUAUUCGGUCGGUCACGUUAUUGUUGGUUCCACUUCAACUGGCAAAGCAUUAGCACAUUGGAGACAAAUGUUAACAGCAUUGAGACGUCCCAUUGCUAUGUGGCAUCCAUUGAGAAAAUGAGAUCAGCUGGAUAUUGGGAGAGAGGAGGAGAGUAUACGAUGGAUAUAAAGAAGGCAAAAUUAAUGGAACAAGAAGAAAAGAGAGAGAAAUCGAACGCUAACAGGCAAGAGCAUGAAGUGCACAAAUCAAUUAGAGUUAUAAUAAUUAACAUGACAACGUCCCAAUGUUUAUAUAUAUAUAUAUAUAUAUAUAUAUAUAUAUAUAUAUAUAUAUAAUCUUUUUAAACAGCAACGUUUCAAAAUACAAAAAUAUUCGAAUACUUUUUGAUAAUUCAAUUAUCUCGAAAAUUAAUGACACAAUUAUUUGUAACGAUAAUAAGAAAUAAUAUACUGUGCUUUUCCAAAUUAUUCUACAAUAUUAUUUAAAUCAUUCGAUCAUUCUAAGAUCAUGAAAUCGUACUGAAAUGUUAACGAUUAGAUAAAAAAACAAAUAUGAUACGUACGAUAUACGUUCUUCACGAUAAAUGAAAAUGCUUUUCAUUUUUAACAUUAUUACAAUGAAAUAAUAUUUAAUAUUCUUCACGUAUAUCUUUUAUAUAGUAUACAUAAUGUGAUUGUUUCUCAAAUUCACAUGACCUUACGCUUCGUUCUAAGAAAACCAAAAGGUCGUCGAAUAUUUUGGUGUCCUACCUUUUAAUGUAAACACGGUUCGAGUUUAGGUAAACUUUCUAUCGAGCAAACUAAACUGUAUACAUACAUACAUAAGUUGAUACAAAACGAUUGAAUAAUCUGUUUAACGUAGGACUCAAGGCCAUCGAUACUCCCGUGACUCCCACUACUAAUCGAUCGAAAUACGACCGACGGAGUGUCGCGAAAAUGCUACAAGAGAAAAUAAACGAGAACAUUUUAAUUCGACUUGGUAAAUGGAACGAGCGAACAAUCAAUAUAUUAUAAUAAUACACCAUUGUUUCUUUUCUUUGUUUCCUUGUUUCGUCCAUUGUCAGGCACAAAUCAACGUAGAUUUUAAUUAAAUAAAAGCGAAGAGAAAAGAAAAAAAAAAGAAAAGAAAAUAUACCUUGCGUAAAUGAAAGAUAACAUUUUGGAGUCACUUUCAAAAUUACACAACAAACACAUACACACACACAUACACGACAAUUUAUCUUUGCUCUCAUAUGUAAACAUACAUACACGUACGCACGUACACUCCUGAAAAUAACAUUACUACGAAAUUCUUCUUAUAUGUUUAUUUUUCUUUUUCUUCUCUUUUCUUCCUGUUUUGUUUUAUUCCUUUGUGAUUUUCUCCUCGUCCAUUAGCAGCUAGUCCUAACUAAAAUAUUUUUUCAUUCGCAUGAAUGACCUCGCGCGUCGAUCUCUAACUGUGCUUUACUACGAACGAAAAGAAUUAAAAAGAACGAAACUUUUCGAAUACGCGACGAGAAUUUCAACUAUUUUCAAACGAAACGUAACGUUGUCGUUGUUGUCCUAUACCUGGACUGUUAAUGUUUGUACAGAGUUUAUCAGUAACGUGCUCUCGACGUGCAGAAGGAGUAUAGAAAAAAGAAAAAGAAAAAAAAAAAGAAAAAAAAAAGAGAGAAAUCAUUGAAAGAAAAAUUAUUUUCCCUGAAAGUCCUGCAAAUGAAAGGAAAAAAAAAAGAAAAUUAAUAAAAAUAUUACCAAAAAAAAAAAGAAAAAAAAGAGGAAAAAAUAUACAAAAAUAUUCGACAAUCGUGUUCGCUCCUUCGAUCGUGCUCUCUCUCUCUCUCUCUCUCUCUCUCUCUCUCUCUCUCUCUCUCUCUCCCUCUCUCUCUCUCUCUCUCGCACGUAUAUACAUAUAUAUAUACAUCAUGACGCUCUACAAUCAAUUUCCUUUAAAUCUUAUCUUAUAUCGAGGAUCCUAACUAUAUAUCUAUCUCUGCACUUGGCGUUUGUGACCGAAUUAUACCAUCUUCUCCUUCUCUCUCUCUCUCUCCUUCUCUCUCUGUAUCUAUCUAUCUCUCUUUCUAAGAAACGUAAUCUACCGAUUGAUCGUACGAUUCCCAUUGGAAGUUUCAACGAUAAAUUCGAUCCUUGAUCACGAACAGAUCGUUAUCAACGAAUCCAGAUUUAUUGUGGUCAACUGCCAAAGGGAAUUUUGUUUCGUCUUCGUGAGUCGAACGAUUUAGGUAGCCUUCUAAACACCUCAUAUAUUCUAUAGCCAUAUUCUAUUACCUAUAAAUUUUGUACCUCUUCAUACACAAUAAACAAAAAUGAAAAAUAACGGAGAAGUGAAAUAUAAUAAAAUUUAAAACCUUCGUAUACACACGUAAUAUAUAUACACAUGCAUCUGCAUAUAUAUAUAUAUAUAUAAAUUAUAGAUACAUUACGAGAAAAUUUUACACUCUAUACUAUACACUUUUUGUCAUAAAAGAUCGAACUAUUUGAAAUUCAUUCUUAAAAUAACGAAAAAAGAAAAAAAAGAAAAUAAAAAAAAAAGGAUAUAACACUUAUUCAGGUUUUUUCUAUCGCCAACUACUAUGGGACUAAAUAUCGCUGAAUUCUCAUUAAAAGCUCCACUAUUGUAAUUAAUUAUAAACGAUAAGGCAUCUUAUUGCGAACGAUGUUUAUCUCUACGAUUAUAUGUAUGUAUGUAUGUACGUAAACAACGGCGAGCCACGAGAACGGUUCGAGAGAACGAUCGUUUUAAAACAAAAAAAAAAAAGAAAGAAAGAUAGUCGAGAUUAAUAAAAAAAAAAAAAAAAAAAAA
Messenger RNA from Vespula vulgaris, 6325 nucleotides. RefSeq lists its product as uncharacterized. Gene Ontology annotation, molecular function: calcium ion binding; calcium-dependent phospholipid binding; SNARE binding. The transcript is spliced from 14 exons. The coding region runs from base 635 to 3643 and encodes 1002 amino acids. NCBI's taxonomy places the organism in Eukaryota, Metazoa, Arthropoda, Insecta, Hymenoptera, Vespidae. Gene Ontology annotation, biological process: calcium-ion regulated exocytosis; regulation of calcium ion-dependent exocytosis; cellular response to calcium ion. The record is from RefSeq and is a predicted model, not a curated record.